ACAGACUACGGACACGGUCUUUAUCAACCAAGAGUUUUUCCUUUUUCUUUUUCGCUUCAACAAAUUCGGGGCCUGAAUUAGGAGAAAGAAAAUCAAGCGAUUUUCAGAUAUGUCCGAGUAUUUGCCGCAAGAAGUGCUGAUUGAAAUCUUUCUACGGCUUCCCAUCAAGUCCAUCAUUCAGUGCACAAGUGUUUGUAAGUCAUGGUAUUCUCUUAUUACUAGCCCUAAUUUUAUUUCCGUACACCUCAACAACCAAGAUGAUUACUUGCUAGUACGACAUUGCUCUGGAAAACCAGUAAAAGAAAUUUAUGCUUUAUUCUCUGACAAUGAAAAUUUUGAUCAGUAUGCCCAGUUUGAUUUUCCAUUUGAGUGUUACAGUCACUUUAAUAUUGUGGGUAGUUGUAAUGGGCUUUUGUGCCUUUCCGACGACCUAAGUUGUUACAGGGAUCUUUACUAUAUCUGGAACCCAUCUAUCAGAAAGACAGUAAAACUCCCCGAACCAAUUUUUACAUUUGAGACACAUGGUCCCUUUGAUCAUACGUUAGGGUUUGGGUUCGAUAGUGUUACUGAUGACUACAAGGUGGUAAGGAUAGUACAUAUUGAUACUGGGGAUAAUGUUGAUAGGGUUCCACCUCAUGUUGAACUUUAUAAGUUGAGCACUGGUGUUUGGCAUGACAUUACUCCUGUUUCUCCAUCUUAUAAAUUCUUUAGGCAGACACCAGGAAUCUAUGUGAAUGGCGCUUGCCAUUGGUUUGCUUCUCAACAGGUAAGAUUUGGUAGAUAUAUGAUUGUUCUGUUUGAUGUGCAUGAGGAGACGUUCUGGGAAAUGAUGGUGCCGGAUUGUCUAAAUAAGAAGUUUUUUGGUUUAUGUGGUGAGGGUUUUGUCCUUUUUGUCUCAGAUGAAUCACUUAGUUUGGCUGAAAGUUCCUUUGCAAAUGACAAAACGAUUGAUAUUUGGAUGAUGAAAGAGUAUGGUGACCCAGAAUCAUGGGUGAAACAGUUCAGCAUCAGUUUAAGCGACGUAUCAUUCAACGUUGGUGUUGUUGAUGAAAUUUUCUCGUUGUUAAAUGGUGGUCGUCAGCGUCAGGUUGCUCAUUUCUUGGCGAAGCCAAUAGCUUCAAGGAAAAAUGGUGAAUUUUUGUGGAGAGUGGACAAUGGACUCUUGGUUUCAUAUGAUCCUGAAGCUGAAAUAAUUAAGAAUCUUGGCAUUCAUAAUGAUAACUGUUUAACUUAUCGGAAUGCACUUUAUGUUAAUACUUACAAAGCGAGCCUUAUUUUACUUGGUAAACAGACAGAUUAUUCUGCUGGAGAGACUUGUGAAGAUUUAUCCAGUUUAUGCAAGAAGGAAGGUAAAGGUGGGAGGAAAGUUCAUAAAGGAAACACUAAAAGAGGACUGCGUAUUGUAUCUCCCUAGCACAUCAGUGGAUUGAUGUACAUGUCUAAAAUGAAAGCAAAGAGUCUGGGCAUGAUAAAACAGAAGAACAGAUUUCGGCUGACAAUGGGGGCCUCCUUUAAUUUAUUGGAAGGUCAAAGUUUCUUAAAGGAGCUAGGAGUGCGUGGCAGUUUGUUAUGCUCUUGGGUAUUAAAACUCUUUGAUUAAAAUAGUGGCUGUAAAUCUAAUGUCUUGACUACUAUAGGUAGAUGUUUUUGGGCUCAUCAUACUUCCAGACCUUGUGUUUUUGCAGCUAUCGGGUGGUUACAUUAUCUGCCAAAUUUCUAUGUUGUAGUAGGCUUGGUAGCAAUGAUACUAAGGACCACUCGUUUUGUUUUCUUGAUGUUGAUCAUAUGCCAUGUCAGAAUUUCUUCCUUCUGCAA
This is a messenger RNA of Nicotiana attenuata, 1815 nucleotides long. RefSeq names its product F-box protein At3g07870-like. NCBI's taxonomy places the organism in Eukaryota, Viridiplantae, Streptophyta, Magnoliopsida, Solanales, Solanaceae. The record is from RefSeq and is a predicted model, not a curated record. The transcript is spliced from 2 exons. Bases 110 to 1414 code for a protein of 434 amino acids. Gene Ontology annotation, molecular function: protein binding.